UGGGGGGGUGUGUGAGUCUAGGUCGCAUUUUCACGGCGACCGCCGAAAGCACGGCUCUCUCUCUGGUAACUGAAUAGCCAGUGUAAUCUGACACUUCAACUUGCCGUGCUCUACGGUAGUUGAUUCAGUCAGUCACUCACACCGUCUCCGGGGCUCUCUCGCGUCGUCUUUGUGAAGUGGAGAGAGCAGAGAGGAGAGGAGCGGAGAGGAGCGCCGUAAACACGAGGUUUGGAGAAACAACACGCGGAGAUCCUCGCUCAAAAUCACCGGGUCAGUGAGGGACCGUGCGUGAGGAAUACAUGAAGGGCAGGGUGGGGGAGGGGGCGGCGACCACAGCAGCAGCAGCAGCACAGAGGUCAAAGUUUGCACAGACUCGCUCUGUGAUUGAUGAGAAUUCAGAAACCGAUUUUGCCUGAUAAGAAACACGGGAACGUCGUCAUCCACACUGACUAAAGGACUUUUAAUGGCGUCCCGGUAGAGACAUCAAGAUGAACACGUUACCAUCAAUGGACCGGCACAUCCAGCAGACCAAUGACAGGCUGCAGUGCAUCAAACAGCACUUACAGAACCCGGCCAACUUCCACUCAGCAGCCACAGAGCUGCUCGACUGGUGCGGAGAUCCCCGGGCCUUCCAGCGACCUUUCGAGCAAAGUCUCAUGGGAUGUCUGACGGUGGUGAGUCGCGUCGCUGCUCAGCAGGGGUUUGACUUGGACCUGGGCUACAGGUUGCUGGCUGUGUGCGCCGCCAACAGGGACAAAUUCACUCCCAAGUCUGCAGAAACCAGCACCUGCAGGAGAUGUCAGAGUGACUCAGCCCUGCUGUCGUCGUGGUGCGAGGAGCUGGGUCGUCUCCUCCUGCUGCGUCAUCAGAAGAACAGGCAGAACGAACCGCAGGGAAAAGUCCCCAUGCAGCCCAGCAUGAACAGCAUGAAGCCCGGCCUCACACACAGUGAUGGAUCCUUUCCCUAUGACUCUGUCCCCUGGCAACAAAACACCAACCAGCCCCCUGGGUCAUUGUCUGUGGUUACAACAGUGUGGGGUGUGACCAACACGUCACAGAGUCAGGUGCUAGGUAACCCAAUGGCAAAUAGCAAUAACCCCAUGAAUCCUGGAGGUAACCCUAUGGGAUCAGGUAUGUCUGCCAGUGCAGCAGGGCUAAACUCGCCUCAGUUCAAUGCUCAGCAGCAACAGUUUCCAAACAAAGGAGGGUCCAACCAACCGUACAUGCAGCAGGGCAUGUACAGCAGGCCAGGCUACCCUGGAGGUCCUGGGGGAUACAGCGGCAGUUAUUCUGGAGGCCCAAACGCACCUCCGGGUGGUAUGGGAAUGGCCUCCCACACACGUCCUCCUGGCGAUUUCACUCAGCCAGCCGCCGCUGCUGCAGCUGCUGCUGUCGCUGCCGCUGCUGCUACGGCAACGGCCACAGCGACGGCCACGGUGGCAGCUCUGCAGGAAACACAGAAUAAAGAUAUGAAUCAGUACGGACAGAUGUGUUCAUCGUUCCAAAUGGGCCCCGCUCAGGCCUACAACAGCCAGUUCAUGAACCAGCCAGGCCCACGAGGACCCCCUGGAGGUAUGAAUCCAGCCAGCAUGGGAUCGGGCAUGAACAACCCUAAUAUGAGUGGCCCUCCCAUGGGAAUGAACCAGGCUCGAACCCCAGGAAUGGGACCUUUCGGAGCUCACGGCCAAAGGAUGCCUCAGCAAGGGUAUCCCGGAGGACCUCGACAGGGCAUGCCAAUGCAGGGGAUAAAAAGGCCAUAUCCUGGAGAGGCAAGUUAUGGGGGUCAGCAGUACGGGCCAAACAGUCAGUUCCCACCACAGCAGGGGCAGUAUCCAACGUCAAAUGCCUCCAGACCGCUGCCAUCUCCUAACUACCCCGGCCAGAGGAUGCCAGGCCAGCAGGGCCAAGGACAGUACCCACCUGGCAUGCCUAUGGGCCAGUACUACAAGCAAGAGCCUUUCAAUGGUCAGAGCACCAACUUCUCUGGAGGUGGAUACUCUUACAGCCAAGGCAACGGGCCCCCCAGGCCCGGCAACUACCCCCACUCCCCGGUCCCAGGAAACCCCACACCCCCUAUGACCCCAGGAAGUGGUAUUCCUCCGUACCUGUCGCCAAACCAGGAUGUGAAGCCCCCGUUUCCACCCGACAUGAAACCAAAUAUGACAGCACUACCGCCCCCUCCAACUAACCCCAAUGAGGAGCUGCGGCUGACAUUCCCAGUCAGAGAUGGAGUGGUGCUGGAGCCGUUCCGGUUGGAACACAACCUGGCUGUCAGUAACCACGUCUUUCACCUACGACCCUCCGUCCACCAGACCCUCAUGUGGAGGUCAGACCUAGAGCUGCAGUUUAAGUGCUACCACCAUGAAGACAGGCAGAUGAACACUAACUGGCCCGCCUCCGUCCAGGUCAGUGUUAAUGCCACGCCACUCACCAUCGAGAGGGGCGACAACAAAACCUCCCACAAACCCCUGCACCUGAAGCACGUAUGCCAACCUGGAAGAAACACCAUCCAGAUCACAGUCACCGCCUGCUGUUGUUCCCACCUGUUUGUGCUGCAGCUGGUCCACAGGCCAUCUGUGCGAUCCGUCCUCCAGGGGCUCCUAAAGAAAAGACUCCUUCCUGCAGAACACUGCAUCACCAAGAUUAAGAGGAACUUCAGCAGCGUGGCAGCCUCGGCAGGUAACACCACUCUAAACGGGGAAGACGGCGUGGAGCAGACUGCCAUUAAAGUGUCGCUGAAAUGUCCCAUUACCUUCCGACGCAUCCAGCUACCCGCACGAGGGCAUGACUGCAAACAUGUCCAGUGCUUUGAUCUAGAGUCCUACUUGCAGCUCAACUGUGAGAGGGGGACAUGGAGGUGUCCUGUGUGCAAUAAAACAGCAUUACUAGAAGGUCUGGAGGUGGACCAGUACAUGUGGGGAAUCCUCAAUGCCAUCCAAAAUUCAGAGUUUGAGGAGGUCACUAUAGACCCUACAUGUAGCUGGAGACCUGUCCCCAUUAAGUCUGAGCUACACAUCAAAGAGGACCCAGACGGACCACUUGCCAAGCGCUUUAAGACCAUGAGCCCCAGUCAGAUGACCAUGCCCAAUGUGAUGGAGAUGAUCGCCCAGCUAGGGCCUGGCCCUGGCCCUGGACCUGGCCCAGGACCCGGACCUGGACACGGACCAGGUCCAAGCCCCUACCCCCCGCAUCCUGGUCAACAUGGUAGUGGCAACGGUGGAGAUUACCCUGGACCAGGCAACAGUUACCACAGCCAAGGGAACUUUGACUUCCCUCAUGGGAACCCCUCUGGUGGUGGAGUUGGAGGAGGAGGAGGUGGUGGUGGAGGAGGUCCCCCUAUGAAUGACUUCAUCCAUGGCCCCCAGCUCUCCCACCCACCAGAUGGACCUGGUGGUCUCCUCUCCCAGGACAAGCCCCUUAACCACGGCAUGAAUGAUGCAAUGUCCCAUCCCGAUCAGUCCCAUAACUCCAUGCAGCAGAUCUUGCAUGCGUCUCCCCACCCCGGCAGCCAAACAGGGCCGCCCUUACAUCACAGUGGCCAGUCAGGGCCGCACUUGCAUCACAGCGGCCAAUCAUCGCAGCCGCCUCGCCAGUCGCAGCCUCAGCCGCAGCCUCAGCAGCAGCCUGGGCACAACAGUCACCCCCACAGCGAUCUGAACUUUAACCCCUCUUCAGACGGGCAGAUGGGUCAGGGAGCCCAGGAUAUGCCCGAACCCUCCCUGGAUCUGCUUCCAGAGCUGGCCAACCCGGACGAGUUACUAUCAUACCUUGACCCUCCCGACCUUCCCGCCAACAGCAACGACGACCUUCUCUCCCUCUUCGAGAACAACUAGCCCUUCGCCUCCCCUAAAAACCCUCCUGCACCUACGGGAGUCGCGAUGUGUUUGACUGUCCGUCCACAGGCACUUCACCGACCUCCUAUCAACACUUCAAGCAGCUUCCUAUGCUCACGCACGCACACACGUACACAGUCUCUCAACAGAUAAUGUGUGGCAUAGAGGGGCACGGCUGAGAGGCACCUGUUUGGGAACUCCAAGGGAGAAAGCAGGAACGCUGCUCAUCCCCGCACUCCUUUCUUUUCCCCCUCGUGUAAAGAUUCCACGCACCAGUUCCACCGCCUGACUCAAAACACACCAUUUACAGCCAUGUUGGCGGGCACUAAAGUGAUAUUAUAUAUAUAUACAUAUAUGAUAUUUGUGACUUUUCAACUGAAAACUGUGCAGCUAUAAUCAUCAUGUGUAAGCAACACGAAGGAGAGACAGAAAAAGUGUUGUAGCUUUGU
This is a messenger RNA of Larimichthys crocea (large yellow croaker), 4282 nucleotides long. It is a transcript of the gene zmiz1a, whose product is annotated as zinc finger, MIZ-type containing 1a. NCBI's taxonomy places the organism in Eukaryota, Metazoa, Chordata, Actinopteri, Sciaenidae. Gene Ontology annotation, biological process: regulation of transcription by RNA polymerase II; protein sumoylation. Bases 489 to 3833 code for a protein of 1114 amino acids. Gene Ontology annotation, cellular component: chromatin. Gene Ontology annotation, molecular function: SUMO ligase activity; zinc ion binding. The transcript has 25 exons. The record is from RefSeq and is a predicted model, not a curated record.